AUGGGUGACGUGCCUUCUGCAUCUACAUCUACACUCUACACUCUUCAAGACUUCGAGCUUUGCGCCAUGGCGGUUGAUCUUGAGACUGUGCAUGUUGAAGCUUUACCAGAGGGGGCCUUUUACAUUUCAGAUUUCGUUACGGAGGAUGAGGAGGAUUGGUUGGUUAACAAGGUCCUCUCAGCACCCCAACCACGCUGGACCCAACUGUCGCAUCGCCGACUGCAGACGUGGCCAUCACCAUUAACGAAUAAUAACACACUUAUCGCAUUUCCAUUACCUUUAUGGCUGGAAUCAAUCAUCAUACCUCGAUUGAAAGAUCUAGGUGUUUUCAAAGAUUCACCUCAUCAAGCACCAAACCAUGUCCUAGUCAACGAAUACAAACCCGGACAGGGAAUCAUGCCACACGAAGAUGGGGCAGCAUACUACCCGCUCGUUGCAACUGUCAGUCUCGGUGCACCAAUUGUUUUUGAUAUUUAUGAGAAGCACGGAAUCGAAGGUCCUGGCACUGGAGCAGCUGAGACGAUUCGAAGGCCGAAGCCCAAGUAUAGGAUCUUACAGGAGAGACGCAGUUUGCUUAUCACAAGGGAUAAAUUGUACACCGAUUUCCUGCAUGGGAUUGCUGAAGUGACGAGAGAUGAAGAUCUAGGUCCGGAUUUUGUUUGUAACUGGAAUUUAUUGCGCGAGAAAGCGGUGUACCGGGGCGGUUGGUACGAGCGGCAGACGAGGAUAAGUCUCACGUAUCGGGACGUGCUUCAUGUUACGAAGAUGGGGAAUGCGAUGAAGUUUCUUGGUGGGAGGUGA
This is a messenger RNA of Penicillium antarcticum, 801 nucleotides long. RefSeq lists its product as uncharacterized. The coding region runs from base 1 to 801 and encodes 266 amino acids. The record is from RefSeq and is a predicted model, not a curated record. Lineage: Eukaryota; Fungi; Ascomycota; Eurotiomycetes; Eurotiales; Aspergillaceae. The transcript is spliced from 2 exons.